This is a messenger RNA of Eruca vesicaria subsp. sativa (arugula), 474 nucleotides long. NCBI's taxonomy places the organism in Eukaryota, Viridiplantae, Streptophyta, Magnoliopsida, Brassicales, Brassicaceae. The record is from the annotation of a GenBank genome assembly.
AUGGCUCCGAACAGUUUAUCUUCCGAAGACUUUAGUUUUCCAUUGCUUGCUUCCCAAGAUUCGUCUCAAAUUUCCGACUCAGAUACACCUCCACUGUGGAAAUACUCGCCGGAGAAUAUUCUUCGGGGAGAUGACGGGAGAUCAAUCCUCGGAAAAUGCGACGAUGAAGAUCGGAGGAAGAGCUUCUCGUAUGUGGAAAGGAGAAGUAGUCUUGGGAGCGUUAUUGCGGAGGAGAAAAUGGAUAUGUUGUGGGAAUAUUUCAAUGAAGAACUACUGCCAACGAGAAGCCAGAGUCUUAGGAACGAGCCCGGCGAAAGCUCCGUCGUGUUCGUGGAGCGCGGUAUGAAGUUAACGAAGACGAAGAAGAAGAAGAUGAGUACGAACGUGUUGAUGUUGAUGAGGGUAUUGAAGAAGAUUCUUGUUAUGCGGAGGAGUUUGUCUCAGAGAUCACUGGCGAAAACUCAUCCACAGUGA